Bicyclus anynana (squinting bush brown) is the source of this 11623-nucleotide messenger RNA. RefSeq names its product fibrillin-2-like. Gene Ontology annotation, molecular function: calcium ion binding. The transcript has 53 exons. The record is from RefSeq and is a predicted model, not a curated record. NCBI's taxonomy places the organism in Eukaryota, Metazoa, Arthropoda, Insecta, Lepidoptera, Nymphalidae. The coding region runs from base 156 to 9209 and encodes 3017 amino acids.
CGCACGUGUCUCCCACACCCGCGUACCAACACUACAGUGGCAUGGUAAUUGUGAUAAAAUACUACGUAAAGGAUAAUAAAUAUUAGCGACGGACCCCGGUCGACGCCCAUUGCCUUGCUAGGAAUUCGGUAUCGUAUUACAGUGAUGGUGGCGCGAUGAGGCUGCUGUUGCUGCUCGCCCUGCUGGGCGGCGCGGCGGCCGACCCGCGCGCGCCCAGCAGCCCGCGCCCGCGCCACUGGGCCCGCACGCUGUCCGACCGCGCCAACACGCAGUUUGUGGGUCCGCACGUGUGCCGGUCGCGCAACAGCACGCAUUGCUGUCCCGGCUGGACCUCGAGACCGAACUCUUUGUUAUGCGUAGUUCCUUUAUGCCGACCGGACUGCGGCUCGCCAGGCUCGUGCGUGGCGCCCAACAUGUGCCGCUGCCCCGGGGGCGUGGAGGCGCCCACGUGUGGCGGCGGAGGACUGUAUCCCUACCCUGCUCGCACGCGAGGCGGCUGCAGACGGAUCUGCAUGAACGGCGGCACGUGCAGCAACGGCACCUGCGCCUGCGCGCCGGGCUGGAGCGGGGAGUUCUGUACUGAACCAAUUUGCCGCGAGCCGUGUCUCCACGGCGGCCGGUGCAUAGCCCCGGACCGCUGCGUGUGCUUCCAUGGGCUCUCCGGAACACGCUGUGAGAUAGAUAGACGGACAGGGCCGUGCUACACGGACACGCGAGGCGCUCUGUGCACAGGCGCACUAGAGGGGGUCGUGUGCACCAAGCAACUGUGCUGUGCGACUGUGGGGGUCGCGUGGGGUCACCCCUGCGAGCGCUGUGGGGACCUGGACUGUCCCACUGGACAUCUAAGGAAUUUAGCUACUAAGGAGUGUCAGGAUAUAGACGAAUGUGCGGCUGUGCCGGGUCUGUGCGAGGGCGGGCGCUGCAUCAACUCCAUAGGCUCGUUCGCGUGCGAGUGUCCGCCGGGCCAGCGCCGGCACCGCGUCAGCAACAACUGCGAAGACAUCGACGAGUGCGAGGACCCUGACAUUUGUCCGAACGGCAAGUGUGUGAAUACGGAAGGCGACUACUACUGUCUGUGCAACCCGCACUUCAUUCCGAGCCCUGACAAGAAGUUUUGUAUAGAUGGUCGCGUGGGCAGCUGUUUCACGUACCUGGGCGACACGGGCGAGUGCGCCGACCGGCUGCCCAUGCCGCUGUCCAACCGCGACUGCUGCUGCGGGUACAACAUGGGGCGCGCCUGGGGAGACCUGUGCACGCCCUGCCCGCCCAGAGGAGCAACUGAAUGGACCCACCUCUGCGGAGGAGGUAUAAUCCCCCCUGACUGGAAGCGCAACGACACCAGCGGCGGCGGCAUUGGCGGCAUCGGCGGCGGAGGGGGAGGCGGAGGUGGAGGGGGCAGCGAGCCGCAGCACAUCGCCAAGAUCAACGAGUGCAUGCUGAGGAACGGCAUCUGCGGACUGGGGAACUGCGUCGAUAAGGACAUUGGGUAUCAGUGCCAGUGCUGGACCGGCGCCGAGCUCAUAGAGCAGGACGGCAACCCGACGUGCAUCGACAUCGACGAGUGCGCGCUGCAGUACUGCAAGGGCGGCCAGUGCAUCAACAACCCGGGAAGCUUCGAGUGCAGAUGCCCGCCCGGCUUCGACCCGGUGGAGAACGGUCUGCGCUGCAGUGACAAGAACGAGUGCGAGAUGACCAACGGCGGCAUGUGCGCCAACGGCGUCUGCACCAACAUCGGCGGCGGCUACGAGUGUUCGUGCAACCCGGGCUACGAGCCGACGGAGACGGGGCACGCGUGCCGCGACGUGGACGAGUGCGCCGACAACCCGCGCGUGUGCCGCCGCGGCCGCUGCCGCAACUCGCCCGGCGGGUACGAGUGCGUGUGCGAGCCCGGCUUCGCGCGCAUCCCCGCCGGCUACUGCGCCGACGUCGACGAGUGCGUCGACAAGUCUCUGUGUCAGGGCGGCCGCUGCGUCAACGGCGAGGGCUCGUUCCAAUGCCUAUGCGAGGCGGGCUACCGGCCCACGCCCGACCGCAGCGCCUGCGUGGACGUGGACGAGUGCUCCGAGCUGCGCGUGUGCCGCAACGGGCGCUGCCACAACACGCCCGGCUCCUUCCGCUGCGAGUGCCUGCCCGGGUUCACGCUCAGCAACGACGGGAGGACUUGUCUCGAUGAAGUUCAAGAUUUAUGUUACGAAAAAUUCGAAGAGGGCCAGUGCACGGGCCCCGGCACCACGCCCGUCACCAAGUCGCAGUGCUGCUGCAGCUCCAGCAAAGGAUUGCACCUCGGUUGGGGCGUAUCUUGCAAGCCUUGUCCAGCGCACGGCAGCAAAGACUACGAGAUCCUUUGCCCUGAAGGCUCAAGUAAAGACAACAGUGGUGCGGAUAUCAACGAAUGUACCAUGAUCCCGGGCAUUUGUCCCCACGGCACUUGCGAGAACUUGGAACCGGGAUACAAGUGUAUCUGUGACCCCGGAUAUCACCAAGACCAUGACGGUAUAUGCCGGGAUAUCGACGAGUGCGACAUGCAUCAGUCGUACUGCACCGGCGGUCAGUGCCGCAACACGAUGGGCAGCUUCACGUGCGUGUGUCCGCCCGGCACCCGGUACGAACCGGACGAGCAAAUCUGCCGAGACAUUGACGAAUGCGAGGGUGAGCUAGUUUUCCUCGUCAAGGAUUAUGACCGGGGGGAUAUCCCUCCCAUGUUCCCGAUCACGACAGAACAAUCGAACCCGUGCGACAACGGGCGCUGCAUCAACACGCACGGCAGCUACGAGUGCGAAUGCGAACACGGGUUUGUGCUGGACACCACUGGACAGCACUGUCUCGAUAACCGCCGAGGCUCUUGCUGGCGAAGGGUAGUGGAUGGACAGUGUGAAGCCGCGGCGCCGAAGCCGCUGCUCAGGCAGGAGUGCUGCUGCAGUGUGGGGCUGGCCUGGGGGUCGCCUUGUGAGCCCUGCGAGCCCGACGACUGCCCCUGCCCGAAGGGAUUUGCUAAGUUGGACGGCGCGACGUGCCGCGACGUGGACGAGUGCAUGCUGACGCCGGAGCUGUGCAUCGGCGGCCAGUGCGUCAACACGGACGGCUCCUACCGCUGCGAGUGUCCGCCGGGACUGACGCUAGACGCUGCUGGCAAUCGUUGUGUAGACACUCGACGCGAGUACUGUUACACGGACUAUGUAGGGGGUCGUUGCUCGAAUCCUCUUCAGGUGGUCGUGUACAAGGCCAUAUGCUGCUGCUCUUCGCUUGGCAAGGCCUGGGGAGACAGCCGCUGCGAACCUUGCCCUAAAAAAGGAACGGAUUCGUAUCGCGAUCUCUGCAUAUCUGACGGUGAAUAUCCGUCGACCAUCUGGGACCGCCCUGUACCCGGUGGCCCAAACCGAACCGACAUUUGGAGUCAAACCGGCGGCGGGGGCGGCAGACCGGGCGAGGGGUGGGAUACCGACGGUGGGAACUGGGAAAAUGGGACAGAUAGCUGGGGACCCGGCGGGGUGGGCACGGGAGUUAUUCCUGGACAAAUGGAGGUCAACGAGUGUGCCGCUUUCCCGGGGCUAUGUGGACACGGGAGAUGUAGGAACAUGCUUGGAACGUUUACAUGUGAUUGCUUCCCUGGUUAUGAAAAGGAUUCAAAGAACCACACGUGCGUGGACGUGAACGAGUGCGAGAUCGUGGACGACGUGUGCGGCGCGGGCGAGUGCCGCAACACGGAGGGCAGCUUCACGUGCCACUGCCGCCCGGGGUACACCACCGACGAGCUCUCCAAAGUGUGCGUCGAUGUUAACGAGUGCGUGGAAAACCGUGCGUUGUGUCGCGGCGGACGCUGCGUCAACACGCCGGGCUCGUUCCGCUGCGAGUGCGCGCCCGGCAUGGAGCUGGCGCCCGACCGCCUCUCCUGCAAGGACAUAGACGAGUGCUCUAUCACCUCGGGUAUCUGCAGUAACGGCGCCUGCGAGAACCAGAUGGGCACCUACCAGUGCGUGUGCGACGAGGGCUACGCGCAGUCCACGGUGAAGUCCCACUGCGACGACAUCGACGAGUGCUCGGAGGACCCGACGCGCUGCCAGCACGAGUGCAUCAACACGCCCGGCUCCUACCACUGCACGUGCAGGGACGGCUGGCACCUGCGCGCGGACGGGCGCACGUGCCGCGACGUGGACGAGUGCGCGGGCGGCGCGCGCGCGUGCGGCGGCGGCGUGUGCCGCAACACGCCCGGCUCCUACAUCUGCACGUGCGGCGAGGGGCUGCUGCCCGCGCCCGACGACGCCAAGCCCACCUGCCUCGAUGUUGACGAGUGCUCUGACAUACCGGAUCUGUGCGGCGCCGGCGAGUGCCGCAACACCAUCGGCAGCUUCGUGUGCCGCUGCCCCGACGGCUACAGCGUCAAGCCCGAGCAGGGGCCCGCCUGUACCGACGACGACGAGUGCGAGCUGGGCACGUGCGACUGCCACCCGUCCGCUGACUGCAUCAACUUGCCGGGUUCCUUCCAAUGCCGCUGCCGCGACGGCUGGCGGGGCGACGGCACGGAGUGCGAGGACGUGGACGAGUGCCUCACCAACAACGGCGGCUGCCACCCGCGCGCCAACUGCAGCAACACGGACGGCUCCUUCAUGUGUCUCUGCGACACGGGCUACAAGGGCGACGGUUAUUCGUGCGUGGACAUCGACGAGUGCGCCAACGACCCAACGUUGUGCGAGAACGGGCACUGCACCAACACGCCCGGCGGGUAUGAGUGCGACUGUGACGUUGGAUUCACCAAAUCUGACGAUGGAAAGUCUUGUCCUGAUAUGGACGAAUGCGCGACGUUCGACAACGUAUGCGUGUUCGGUCGCUGCGAGAACACGUAUGGCAUGUUCAAGUGUAUCUGUGACAAGGGAUACCAGUCCGAUAGUGUGGAUGACUUGAUGCCAGGCUUCAACUGCACUGACGUGGACGAGUGCAAGUCUCCGCAGUCGUGCCAGUACGGGCAGUGCAUCAACACGCAGGGCUCCUACAUCUGCCGCUGCCCGCCCAACUAUGAGCUGGUCUCUGACGGCACCGCUUGUUACGAUUCAAGGAAGGCACGCUGUUACGGCAAAGUAGAUUUGCGUUCGGGCACGGAGCAGUGUCACGACAGCGACCAAAUAUCUGAAGACGGCACUAUGGCGGCCUGCUGUUGUUCUGUGGGUGCUGCUUGGGGAAAUUACUGUGAUCUCUGUCCGGAGCCGGGCUCUGAGGCGUAUAGACAGUUAUGUCCAGGAGGACCGGGCUACCAACCAGUUUUAGAACCUCCGUCGUACGUGGUGACGCUGGCCGACAUCGACGAGUGCGCGCAGCAUCCAGAGCUGUGCGCCGACGGCACGUGCACCAACACGUUCGGCUCGUUCGUGUGCACGUGCGGCGAGGGCCGCCAGCUCACGGCGGACGAGCAGCGCUGCGAGGACGUGGACGAGUGCGCGCGCCCCGAGGUGUGCGGGCCCGGCGUGUGCCGCAACAUGCCCGGCUCCUACGUGUGCCUGUGCCCCGAGGGAUACGUCGCCAUGCCCAACGGGAAGGAAUGCGUAGACGUCCGUCAAAGACAGUGCUACAUGGACUGGGACCCAGACACGGGCCGGUGUUCCGCCGCCGUAGGGGUGCCGCAAACUAAGUACCUCUGCUGCUGCUCCGUGGGCAAGGCGUGGGGGGCGCCGUGCGAGGCGUGUCCGGACAAGGGGUCGCAGGAGCACAUGGCGCUGUGCGGGGAGAAGCCGGGGGAGUACAUCAACCCCAUGACCAACGAGACCAAGCCGAUCAACGAGUGCGACAUCAUGCCUCAGUUAUGCAAGCCCGGAACUUGCCACGACACGCCCACUGGCUUCCAGUGCGGAUGUGAUCAUGGUUACGAACACGACAACACCUCCCACCUGUGCCGCGACAUCGACGAGUGCACGUCACACCGCUCGCCGUGCCGCGGGCUGGCGCAGUGCGUCAACCUGCCCGGCACGUACGAGUGCAAGUGCCCUGCCGGCUACCGGCUCACGGCCGCGCUGGACGAGUGCGAGGACGUGGAUGAGUGCGCCGACGAGAGGUUGUGCGAGCACGGAGAGUGCAGGAACACUAUCGGGUCUUACCGUUGCGAGUGCAUGCCGGGCUACAUGCUGCGCGACAACGCGUGUCGCGACGUGGACGAGUGCAACCGGCCGCGGCCGUUGUGUCGCAACGGCACGUGCGAGAACCUGCCCGGCACAUACGCGUGCCACUGUGACGAGGGCUUCAAGCCCGGCGCCAACAACGACUGUAUCGAUAUCAACGAGUGUCGUGAGGGAGGCAUGGUGUGCCGCAACGGGCGCUGCCGCAACACGGCGGGCUCGUUCCGCUGCGAGUGCGCGCCCGGCUACACGCUGACGGGCGACGGACGGAACUGCCGCGACGUGGACGAGUGCACCGAGCUGCCCUCGCCGUGCGGACGAGACGGCACGCCCUCAUGCACCAACACCAACGGCGGGUACGAAUGUUCGUGCGGAGUGGGCUGGCGGCUGGUCGGCAAGCGCUGCGUGGACCGCGACGAGUGCCGCGAGACGCCCUACGUGUGCGCGGGCGGGGACUGCCACAACUUUAAUGGAGGUUACCGGUGCGACUGUCCCGCUGGUUGGCGGUUCGACAAGGCUGCCGCAGUGUGCGUGGAUGAACGGAAAGAGUUGUGCUACGACGAGUGGAACGCGGGCCGCUGCCACAAGGCGCGCCCUCUGCAGUUGGGCCGGCCGGAGUGCUGCUGCUCUGAAGGUGCGGCCUGGGGUAGAUACUGUGAGCGAUGCCCGGCGCCGGACUCCCCGGAGUUUCUGCGCAUCUGUCAGGGAGGGAUGGGCAGACCGAACCUCACGCAAGACUUGGACGAAUGUAAGGUCCGCCCGGACGUGUGCAAGGGAGGCCACUGUAUAAACACGGACGGGUCCUUCCGCUGCGACUGCGCGCCAGGAUACGUCCUGGACGGGACGGGGCUCGCGUGCGUGGACGCGGACGAGUGCGCCACGGACCCGCGGAUAUGCGGCAACGGGACGUGCACCAACACCCCCGGGGGAUACGAGUGCAGGUGUAACUACGGCUUCACACAGGGAACUGAGCAGACGUGCGUGGACAUCGACGAGUGCGCGGAGGGGCGCGCGGCGUGCUCGUUCCGCUGCCACAACACGGCGGGCUCGUUCCGCUGCACGUGCCCCUUCGGCUACCGCCUGGCGCCCGACGGCGUGCACUGCCGCGACGUGGACGAGUGCGCCGCCGACCCCGCCGUGUGCGCGCACGCCUGCGAGAACGUCGUGGGCUCCUACAUCUGCAAGUGCCCCGAAGGCUACAAGAGGACGUCGGCGCCGCACGACUCGCCCGACGCGUGCGAGGACGUGGACGAGUGCGCCGAGCGCUCGGACAAGUGCUCGCCCGGCGUGUGCAUCAACACGGACGGCGGGUACACGUGCGACUGCGACGCGGGCUACGAGCCCAGCGAGGACGGCCAGUCUUGCAUCGACCGGCGCACGGGCAUGUGCCACCGCUCGCUGGUGUCGGGGCGCUGCGUGCCGGAGCCGUGGCCGCGCUCGCUCGCCUCCACGCCGACCCCGCCCACACAGGUUACCAAGGCACAGUGUUGCUGCACGCUCGGUGUGGCGUGGGGCCCGGAGUGCGAGCUGUGUCCGCUGCCCGGCACGCCUGAGCGCAUGGACCUCUGCUCUCGGCCCAACCUCAUCACCGACAACAUGGGGGGACAUGGCGGUGGCGGCAUCGGCGGUGGGGGCAUCGGGGGCGGCGGCAUCGGCGGCGGCGACGGACUCAUCACUGACAUCUUCGGGGACAUCGAUGAGUGUGCUGCGAUGCCCGGACUGUGCGCGCCGGGACGGUGUAUCAAUACCAUUGGAAGCUUCCGCUGCGUGUGCGGGCGCGGCUACAAGCCCGCGGGCGACGUGUGCGCAGACGUCGACGAGUGCAACGCGCGCCGCUCGCCGUGCGAGCAUCUGUGCAAGAACACUGAGGGCUCCUACGAGUGUCUCUGCAGAUCUGGAUACGAGGUGGACGAAGACGGCGCCAACUGCAGAGACGUGGACGAGUGCGAGCGCGGCACGCACACCUGCCAGCAGACGUGCUCCAACACGGACGGCUCCUUCGAGUGUUCCUGCCAGGACGGGUAUGAGAAGCGCGGGGACGCUUGUGUCGAUAUCAACGAGUGUCACGAGGAGGGCGUGUGCCCCACGCCCGGCAAGUGCGUGAACCUGCUGGGCUCGUACCGCUGCGUGUGUCCGCGCGGCUUCCGCCUCGACAUCACAGGCGCGCGCUGCCUCGACCGCGACGAGUGCGAGGACGGCCGCUGCCAGUCGCCCUGCAGGAACUACGCAGGCGGCUACCGCUGCGACUGUCCGCAAGGCACAUCGAGGUCGUCUAGCGGCGUGUGCGUGCCGACGGACGUGUGCGCGGGCGGGCCGUGCGGCGGCGCGCCGUGCUUCCCCGUGGGCGGCGCCUACCGCUGCGGCUGCCCCGCCGGCUACGGCUGGGACGCGGGCCACGCUGUGUGUCUGCAGUUGGCAGGCGGCUGUGCGACGUCCAACUGCCUGUUCGGCUGCACGUCGUUCGGCGACUCGUUCCAGUGCGGCUGCCCCACGGGCUACCAGCUGGUGGGCGCGGGCCACUGCCUCACGGCGCUGGACGGCGCGCUGCCGCCCGACGACAUCGGAGACGCGCCCGUGUUCCCCGUGCGGGACCAGUACAAGAUCGGCGGGAAGAACGAGCUGAUCUCCACGGAGGGAUGCUUCAGUUGCAAGAUGAACGGUCGAAGGCGCAGAGCUCCAGAGGAAGGCAUCGUGUUCGCCAACGGAACGACUCUAGUCAGAAAGCGCAGGAGACGUAGCAGACGUCGUCGGUCAAUCUUAGAGCCAGAAGCUGAGCUAAUAGUCGUCACAGCGACCCCCAAGCAGACGUGGGGUCGCGCGCCCCUCCUGCGCCUCGUACCGGCGGAGAGUGAAGGUCGACCCCACUACAGGAUAGCGUACGGCGACCCUGACAGGAACUUCCUAUUGUCUAAACGAGACGGGACGUGGGCUCUUAGGUUAAGGAAACAUCUUAAAUCUAAGGAGGUUCUAGAAAAACAGUUGGAGUUGGAGGCUAGGUUCGUCGCACCGGAGAUGGGCAAGAGGAGGAAUAGACGGCACGUCGAUUUGGACGUACCGGCGCCCUUGAGGUUAUACGUAUCGGUGCGCAUUGCGCCGGCGAAACGUUGAUUGUAAAUGUAGUGAGACGAACCUAUAGCGGUAGUUAGUAACUGGUCAGUUGUAGGUAUCACUAUUCGAUUGGCAUGCUCGUAAUCGAAGUCGUUCGAAAUUUAGUAGCGUUAAAGUAAAAUGAAUCUAGUAUCUCUGAUAUUGAAGUUGAAAAUUCUGCGUUAUUGAAUUUGAUUUUAUAUUGUUUCACGCUCUUCCCUCUAUGAGACUUAUAGAGAUAGAUUAAGCCUUCAAAUUGGGUGUUAUAUUUAUUUUACUCUAAAUUUCUAAUGUCAAAUACUCGUAAAAGAUCUUUCGAUUGCGUGCACGUGAAUGUUAUGGAAUCAAACUUUGAUAUCUAUGGAUAUCAGUCCCAAAAGUAGAUAGGUAUUAGGAUGGGCAUAUUAGCUUGGGUGUGAGUACUUGUAAAUAGAAAGCAAAAAAGUCAUAAGUCAUAAAUGGAUAACACUGCCAUAAUAAAAAAGUCAAUUUGUAAGUCACUGCCAUUUUCAUAAUAAUGUGUUAAUUUUAACUUUAAGUCUUCAGUCUUAAAUAGGUUCGUCUCACUACUUAUUGUGGAUUAUCACGUGACGAGGUAUUCUGUAUGCGAUUAUCAAGCUUACAGUUGUCUGAUUUAUUACAUGAAUCAAUUAUUUUUUUUACAAAAAUUUAUACCGUUAGCUAGUGCAAUAAUGGUUUCCUAGAUCUCAACCUGAGAUGUUGACUAAGUUGGAGAUGUUGAUCAAGUUGACGUAAGAUCAUCCUUAGGAUACUAUACAAAAAUAUAAAGAGCCAAAAAAUUGUUUUAAAAUUAGGUAAACGUGGAUUUUACCUACAAAAACAUUGCAGCCUACUUGAAAACUUUUCUUGGGAUUUUUUUGGGAAUUUAUUUUAUUACAUGUCAUUUAAUCUUUCUAAAUACAUUAUAAAUAUCUAAACUAAAAACUAAAGUUUUUGCCUAAUGUGGUUAUGGAGAAAUCUCUUAAAAAACAAUAAGUUUAGCAGAAAGAGGAAAUAUUUUGAGAAAUGUAUAAUAUAGAAGUUUCUAUCUUAAGUCGAUAUUGGCUUCUAUGAUCGCAUAAUCGAAUAACGGGUCAUUCGAUUUGAUAAAGUACGAUUCGAUCUAGCGGGCAGUAUUAGUUAUGUGUGAGGUGAUUGAAUGCAUAAUAACGCAGCUUAGCUAUUGUGCAGUUUAAGAAUGGGUGCUGGUCCCUAAGUCUGUAUUAUUAUUUAUAUUUAACAAACGAAAAUUCGAUUAAUUUAAUCCGUUGCUAUAACUAAUCUCUGUGUGAUACACGGUAUCAUUUCAAAAAAUAAUAUAUUUUAAUAAAGUACCUGCUGAAAUACAACAACAUUUAUAUUUUCAAAUAUUAAUAAAGUAUAUUUUUAAAUUCAUGUGAAAUAUUCACAAUUCAAUACAUUAUUGUCUAUUAAUGUACUAAAUCAGAUGCUGCUAAUUAAAAUAUUCGCCACACAUACGAGUAGGUACACUGCGAAAAAUUAUUUUCUUACAGCUCUGGCGAAGCAAACUGGUAUCUGAAUUGUAUGAUUGCUAAGCUGUGAUCUACCUUGUGUGUAGUUAUCGAUUAGAUUGCGGCAAUCGAUAUCUUGGAACAUUUAUUCGGAUAUCGAUUAUCACAAUCGAUAUUUUUAUUAUAUUUUAGUUAUUUUUUCUAACUUUACCGCCAUCUCUUUAAGUGCCAGUGUAUAGACGUAAGGUUUGAAAUAGUGACUAUUUAAGAAAAUUAUUUAUUUCACAUUUUUUGCAAUAUUAAUAUAAUAAUAAUAGCUUAUGGAUCUACUUACCUUGUAUUGAGGUUGUCAACUUAUAUCUACUUUUUCGGGACAUUUUUGGGCCAAAAAAAAUCAAAUUUUUUUCAUUGUCUUUUUUUCAAUUUAGUGAACGAAAUAGUUUAAAAACAUCCGAAACUAAAAAAACUAAAACUGUAAAACUUGUAUGGCACUUGUAAACUAAUUAUUCUUUCUAUAGUUCGCACCAAUCUAUACGAAAUUAUACAUCACUAAUUUAUGAAGAAUUGUCGUCGUUAUGAUGGAAAACUUUCAAUUUGUUUUUAUUUAAAUGAUUUAUGUAUUUUCGAUCCAGGUGGGAUACAAAAUUAUAGUAAAUAGUAUGUUUAUCAGUUUGAUAUAGCUAUGAAUAAAGUUUCUUUCCGUUCGUCCUGCGAAAAAGCGUGAAGUGGCAACCCUAUUUUAAAUAAUAUAAAUAUAGUUUUAUAAUAUAUCACGUCUUGAACUUUUUUGUAAGAUUUUUAACAAUGCAAUAGUUUUUGAUUUAUUUUGUAAAUAUGUGCAUACAAAUAAAUAUUAAUAUUAUUAUUAACAAAGUUAUAUUGUUCGUUAUAUAACAAUGUUUUAACUUAGAUCUAAGUCGAUGUGGUGAAUUUUUAAAAUAAAUAAACCAGUUUUUAAAUUAA